GCCCCGCGCUGCCAUUGGCUGUUGCUAUGGCAGCCGGCGUCUUCCCGCCUCGCCAUUGGCCAGUGCGCCUGCAUCCCGCGCCAGCAUCCUCCCCCGCGGUGGGCUCGCCGCCUGGCCGGGACGCAAAGCUUUGUCCGCCCCGAGCCGCCGGGGCGGGGACCCUAGGAGCAGCCCUCUGGGAGGAGGACCCCGGCCGAGCCCUGGAGGCCAAGCGCUGCAGGAGCUGAAGAUGACGAGCUCCGUGGCCCCGUAUGAGCAGCUGGUGCGGCAGGUGGAGGCUUUGAAGGCCGAGAACAGUCACUUGAGGCAGGAGCUGAGGGACAACUCCAGCCACCUGUGCAAGCUGGAGACGGAAACUUCAGGCAUGAAGGAAGUUCUCAAGCACCUGCAGGGCAAGCUGGAGCAGGAAGCCCGGGUGCUGGUGUCCUCGGGGCAGACAGAGGUGCUGGAGCAGCUGAAAGCCCUGCAGAUGGACAUCAGCAGCCUGUACAACCUCACGUUCCAGCCCCUGGCCCUGGAGCCGGAGCCGGCUGCCUGCACUGGCACCGUCACCGCCACCGCCACCGCCACCGCCGAGGGGAGCCCUGUGCACGGCUCUGCACCCUCCAAGGACAGCUUCGGGGAGCUGGGCCGGGCCACCAUCCGGCUGCUGGAGGAGCUGGACCAGGAGAGGUGCUUCCUGCUGAGCGAGAUGGAGAAGGAGGAGCAGGAGAAACUCUGGUACUACGCGCAGCUGCAGGGCCUGGCCAAGCGCCUAGACGAGCUGCCGCACGUGGAGACGUUCUCCAUGCAGAUGGACCUGAUCCGCCAGCAGCUGGAGUUCGAGGCACAGCACAUCCGCUCACUGAUGGAGGAGCGCUUCGGGACCUCGGACGAGAGGGUGCAGCGUGCCCAGAUGCGAGCUUCCCGCUUGGAGCAAAUCGACAAGGAGCUGCUGUCUGCGCAGGACCGGGUGCAGCAGACCGAGCCCCAGGCCCUACUGGCCGUGAAGCCCAUUCCCGUGGACGAGGAGCCGGAGCCUGAGGCCCCCACGCAACCUGAGGACGGCGCCCUUCAGCCGGGCAACAGCAAGGUCGAGGUGGUCUUCUGGCUCCUGUCUAUGCUGGCCACGCGCGACCAGGAGGACACAGCCCGCACACUGCUCGCCAUGUCCAGCUCUCCCGAGAGCUGCGUGGCCAUGCGGCGCUCCGGCUGCCUUCCCUUGCUGCUGCAGAUCCUGCAUGGCGCCGAGGCGGGCGUGGGGGGUGGCCCCGGGGCGCCGGGCGCCAAGGACGCGCGCAUGCGGGCCAACGCCGCGCUGCACAACAUCGUGUUCUCACAGCCCGAGCAGGGUCUGGCCCGCAAGGAGAUGCGGGUGCUGCACGUGCUGGAGCAGAUCCGGGCCUACUGCGAGACGUGCGGGGACUGGCUGCGGGCGCGGCCCGUCGUCCCCGACCAAGCCCCCGCGCCCAUCGAGCCCCAGAUCUGCCAGGCCACCUGCGCCGUCAUGAAGUUGUCCUUCGACGAGGAGUACCGGCGCGCCAUGAACGAGCUGGGCGGGCUGCAGGCCGUGGCGGAGCUGCUGCAGGUGGACUAUGAAAUGUACCGGAUGACGCGGGACCCGCUCAACCUGGCGCUGCGGCGCUAUGCGGGCAUGACUCUCACCAACCUCACCUUCGGGGACGUGGCCAACAAGGCCAUGCUGUGCGGGCGCCGCGGCUGCAUGGAGGCCAUCGUGGCGCAGCUGGGGUCCGAGAGUGAGGAGCUGCAGCAGGUGGUGUCCAGCAUCCUGCGGAACCUGUCCUGGCGCGCCGACAUCCACAGCAAGAAGGUGCUGCGGGAGGUGGGCAGCAUGGCGGCGCUGAUGGACUGCGCGCUGCGCGCCUCCAAGGAGUCCACCCUGAAGAGCGUGCUGAGCGCGCUGUGGAACCUGUCGGCGCACAGCACGGAGAACAAGGCGGCACUGUGCCAGGUGCAGGGCGCGCUGGGCUUUCUGGUGAGCACCCUCACCUACAAGUGCGCCAGCAACUCGCUGGCCAUCAUCGAGAGCGGCGGCGGCGUCCUGCGCAACGUGUCCAGCCUGGUGGCCACGCGGGAGGACUACAGGCAGGUCCUGCGGGACCACAACUGCCUGCAGACGCUGCUGCAGCACCUGACGUCGCACAGCCUGACCAUCGUGAGCAACGCAUGCGGCACGCUGUGGAACCUGUCUGCGCGCAGCGCGCGGGACCAGGAGCUGCUGUGGGAGCUGGGCGCGGUGGGCAUGCUGCGCAACCUGGUGCACUCCAAGCACAAGAUGAUCGCCAUGGGCAGCGCCGCGGCGCUCCGCAACCUGUUGGCGCACCGGCCCGCCAAGUACGCGGCCGCUGCCGCCGCCGUGUCGCCAGGCUCCUGCGCCCCCAGCCUGGUGGCCCGCAAGCAGCGCGCGCUGGAGGCCGAGCUGGACACGCGGGGGCUGGCGCAGGCCCUGGGCCGGCUGGACGCGCGCGGCCUGGCCGAGCCCGACGCCAAGAAGUCAGGGCCACCGCUGCGCCACCUGGACGCGCUGGCCCGCGACUACGCGUCCGACUCGGGCUGCUUCGACGACGAGGAUGCGCCCUCGCUGGCGGCCGCCGCAGAGCCCGCCAGCCCGGCCGUCCCGCCGCCGCCGCUCCUGCCGGGCGGCCCCCGGCCCCCGACAGCCCGCCGCGGGGCCCCCGACGCCGCCGAGCCGGGGCCGGCCGAUGCCGCCGUGGCCGCCCGCGCCAAGGCCAAACUGGCGCUGGCGGUGGCGCGCAUCGACCGGCUGGUGGAGGACAUCGCGGCGCUGCACACGUCGUCGGAGGACAGCUUAAGCCUGAGCUCAGGUGACCCCGGGCGGGAGGCAGCCCGAGAGGCGCGCGCCCAGUCCUGCUCGCCCUGCCGCGGCCGCGCGCCCCCGCUACUGCGGCUCCAGGCGGCGCACGCCAGCCUCUCCAAUGACAGCCUCAACAGCGGCAGCGCCAGCGCCAGCGACCCACCGCCCCGCCUGCUGGCCGCGCUGGCCGAGCGCCGGGAGGCGGCCCCGGGGGCGCAGGCACGGCCCAGCCGGCUGGACCUGAGCGCUAAGGGCGCCCUGGAUGCGCGCGUGCGUACCAUCAAGCUGUCGCCCACCUACCAGCACGUGCCCAUGGCGGACGGCGCGGCGCCCACUCAGCCUGGGGUGCGCAGGCAGGCAUGGCCGGCGGCCGAGGGUCCGAGCCGGGCGCGGGAGAAGGCGGCGGCCGGGGCCCUCGAGCUGUCCCGCUACAGUUCACUGUCCUCCCUGUCCUCUGCCGGCCGCCCGGGCCCCAGCGAGACCGGGGAUGUGGAGGACAGCGACUCAUCCCUGGAGAGGCUGGAGGAGGCGCGGCUGGAUGCCGCCUGGCACGGCCCGGGGCCCGCCCCCGCCGCCUCGCUGCCUGUGGCCAUCCCGGGGCCCCUGCAUGCCCGCGGCCCGGGGCCAGAGGACGCCACGCCGUCCAGCUCAUCGGAGAACUGCGUGCAGGAGACGCCACUGGUGCUGAGCCGCUGCAGCUCGGUGAGCUCGCUGGGCAGCUUCGAGAGCCCGUCCAUCGCCAGCUCGUUCGCCAGCGAGCCGUGCAGCGGGCUGGGCAGCGGCGCCGUCAGCCCCAGCGAGCUGCCCGACAGCCCGGGCCAGACCAUGCCGCCCAGCCGCAGCAAGACGCCCCCCGCCGCCGCCGCGCCCUUCAGCUUGCAGUGGGAGAGCUACGUGAAGCGCUUCCUGGACAUCGCCGACUGCCGCGAGCGCCGCCGCCUGCCCUCCGAGCUGGACGCGGGCAGCGUGCGCUUCACUCUGGAGCAGCCGGACGAGAACUUCUCCUGCGCCUCCAGCCUCAGCGCGCUGGCGCUGCACGAGCACUAUGUGCAGCAGGACGUGGAGCUGCGGCUGCUGCGGGGCGCCCCGGGUCCGCACCCGCACGCGCCCCGCCGCCGGGAGGAGGCCCCGGGCCGCCCUGCCGCGCCCCCGCCGGCCUUGGCCGCGCCCACUGAGCUGCAGCUGCUGAGGGACUGUCUGGGCGCCACGCCCGCGCGGCUGCGCAAAGUGGCCUCGGCGCUGGUGCCCGGGCGUGCGCGCGCGCUCCCGCUGCCCGUCUACAUGCUGGUGGCCGCGCCGCCCGGCGAGGACAACUUGGGCACCGAUUCUGCCGAGGGCGCCGCCUCGCUCAGCGACGAGACCCUGCGGGGCCCCAGGCCGGCGCCGAAAGCGGCCGCCUCCACCAAGCAGGCCUCCGGAAACCGGCACCGGGCGGGUGCCCGUGGCCAAGAGCCGCCGCACGGGACGGGCAGGGACCGCAAGGAGUUGGAGCUGCCCCUGGGCCCCGGCCCCAGCAGCGCCUCGGCUCCCCGGGCGCACGGGGAUGGGGGCGCGCAGCCGCUCUGCCUCACCACGCCCACAGAGGAGGCGGUGUACUGCUUCUACGACGACGACUCUGAGGACGAGCCCGCCAUCUCCGCCGCGCCCCCGCGCCGCGCGUCCGCCAUCCCACGCGCUGUCAAGCGGGACCGCGCGCAGCCCCCCGGGAGGGAGCCGCCCACUGCGCGCAGCCAGCCCAGCCUCAUCGAGGACGAGACGCCGCCCUGCUACUCGCUCAGCUCCUCCGCCAGCUCGCUCAGCGAGCCCGAGCCCCCACGCCGGCCCCGCGCCCGCCCGCCCGCCGCCCCUGCCGCAGAGGCCCGGGCGCCUGCCUCCCGCGCCCCGCCCGACCUGCCGCGGCGCUGUGCCGCCUCUGCCCUGCCCCGAAGGCGGAUGCCCGCAGCCGGCCCACGGCGCAGCAAGCCCCGUGCAGCCCGGCCCGAGGACGUGGCCGACGAGGCGGCGGGUUCGGACCGCGCGUCGGACCUGGACAGCGUGCAGUGGCGCGCCAUCCAGGAGGGCGCCAACUCCAUCGUCACCUGGCUGCACCAGGCGGCCGCCGCCACCCGCGAGGCCUCCUCCGAGUCCGACUCGCUGCGUUCCUCCGCCUCCGCGCUGUCCGCUGGCUCCACGCUGCAGGCCUCCCCGCACCACAAGGCGCACCGGCCGGACGCCCGGGCCGCGGCCGCCACGCAGCGCGCCGCCGGGGCUCCCAAGGGUGCAUCGGGGCUGCCCUCCGUCCGGCGCGGCCGGACCGUGAUCUACGUGCCCCGUCCGGUUGCUCCCAAGGCCGCGCCGGGCGCCCGCAGUGCACCAAGAAAGAGCACGCAGCCCGCCGCAACCCCCAAGGCCCCCGCGUCCUGGCAGCCACGCUCACGCAGCCUCCACCGGCCGGGCCUGACCACAGAGCCCGCGGCUCCCAGGCCUACGCAGCGCAGCGCCACGCCCCCCGCCCGCCUGGCCAAGACGCCAUCCUCCGGGUCCUCGCAGACCUCGCCCGCCGCCCGACCCCCACCGCCCGGCCCCCGCCGCCCGGCCCCCGCCCACCCAACGCCUGGCCCCGCGGCCUCACCCGUGCCACAGACCCCCGCGCGGGCACUGCUCGCCCGCCAGCACAAGACGCAGAAGUCGCCGGUGCGCAUCCCGUUCAUGGCGAGGCCGGCGGGCAGGGGGCCCCCGCCCCUGGCCAGGCCCAGCCCCGAACCCGGACCCCGGGGCCGACCAGGCCUGCUGCGCGGGGCGUCGGCGCGCUCCAGCGGCAGCGAGUCCUCGGAGCGCUCCGGCUUCCGACGGCAGCUCACCUUCAUCAAGGAGUCGCCGGGGCUGCCGCGUCGCCGCCACCCCGAGCAGGGGCCCACCGCCGCCGCGCCCGCCCCAGUCCCAGUCCCCGUCCACGCCUCACCUCGCCGGGGCCGGCCCGCGCUGCCCGCAGUCUUCCUCUGCUCUUCACGCUGCGACGAGCUGCGGGCGCCCCCCCGCCCCGGCUCGGCCCCCGCGCCCCGCCCCCGCCCCGGCCUCCGCGAGCGGCCGCCCCGCCGCCCCAGCUCCGAGAGCCCCUCCCGCCUGCCGCUGCGCACUGCGGCCCCGCGGCCCGACACGGUGCGGCGCUACGCGUCCCUACCGCACAUCAGCGUGGCCCGCCGGCCGGCCGCCCCCGCGGCCCCCGCCGCCGCAACCCCCGCGCGCCGCAGCAGCGACGGGGAGCCCUCGCCCGCCUCCACGUGGCGCCGCAUCCGCGACGAGGACGUGCCCCACAUCCUGCAGCGCACCCUGCCCGCCUGCGCCCUGCCGCUGCGCAGGACCAGCGACGCCGUGGUGCAGACCGAGGACCCGGCGGCCAGGGCGCACGCCGGCCCGGCCCCGAGCCCCGAGAGCCGCGUGCCCGUCGCCCCCGCGCCCGUCAAGCCGCCCGCUGACGGCCCCGGCUUCCCCGCCAGCCGCCAUGGCUCCCCCAGCCGCUCGGCGCGCGUCUCGCCCUUCAACUACGUGCCCAGCCCCAUGGCGGCGGCCGGCGCUGACCCCGCCGCCCAGAAACUGCCCGCCGGCCUCCCGGAGUAGCGGGGCUGCACACAACCUCUCCCGCUGGGAGGACC
Molecule: messenger RNA, 6447 nt
Organism: Erinaceus europaeus (western European hedgehog)
Lineage: Eukaryota; Metazoa; Chordata; Mammalia; Eulipotyphla; Erinaceidae
Gene: APC2
Product: APC regulator of WNT signaling pathway 2
Exons: 15
Coding region: 230-6412 (2060 amino acids)
Biological process (GO): Wnt signaling pathway; negative regulation of canonical Wnt signaling pathway; cell migration
Cellular component (GO): beta-catenin destruction complex; catenin complex; cytoplasmic microtubule
Molecular function (GO): beta-catenin binding; microtubule binding; gamma-catenin binding
Source: RefSeq, a predicted model, not a curated record